Messenger RNA from Anguilla anguilla (European eel), 3036 nucleotides. Its product is annotated as transmembrane protein 271-like. The transcript has a single exon. Bases 824 to 1615 code for a protein of 263 amino acids. The record is from RefSeq and is a predicted model, not a curated record. Lineage: Eukaryota; Metazoa; Chordata; Actinopteri; Anguilliformes; Anguillidae.
UCUAAAUAUGGAGCAGAUUAAUCAUAUCAGCACUCGAGUAUGCUGAUGCCGUUCCGCAGAACAUGCUAGAAUUUUUACGCGUGAGGAUUUGGAAGCGUUUGCAUGCGCCAUGCCAUGUCUAGUUUUAGUUUCGCCCAUUCUGUGUUUUCGUGAUUUGUGUUUUGGUGAUUCCAGCGAGACAUUUUACAUAUCACUGACACACAGGAUUAGUUUGCUCCCCCAAAGUGAAAGGGCACACGGUGCCAGGCGUCUGCACUGAUUGAUUCGAGUGAAAAUAGUUGGCCUAUGGAAGUGGAGACGGCGAUGACACGCCGCAGCUACGCCUGUAUGAUUCAGAAUUUCUGGUAAGUUUAAUGCGCGCUUUGAGCCCCGCUAAGUUAUUCUGCGCGCGUGCUCCUCUCCCCUGCAGUCUUUCUAACGGUCCGUACGAUCUGUAUGGAGAAUGAGUCUAAGCGCAGGACCCGAGAACAGGAAUUUACCAGUCUGACUUCCCCAAAUGUACUAUGUGUACUAUAAUUCGCGAUGUGGCUGCUUACAUAACGGUGUGGAUGGGGGGUUGGAGGUCAUGAAGGUAAUCAUUACCUGUGGGUUUGAAUUCGGGAGUCGUUACCGCAGAAGGAGCCCGGUCUUCCUAUCAAUAAUUAAUCCAUUUGCGAAGCAGCGGGAAAGGGGGAGAGAGUGCGCGGAUCCCGAGAUCCUCGUUUUGAACAGCAAUCACCCGCGAAUCAUGUCACAAACUGACAGCUCUCCGAGCAGAGCUGACGAGGAGGACAAGGGAGGAUGAAGGAGGGAAGGGGGACGGGAGAGGUAGAGGAGGAAUAUAAUGAAGUUGAGCGGGAAAGGACUGUGUGCCAUCGUCUCCAGCUGCCUGCUCUUCGUUUGUGCCGUAAGCGCCGUGGCUGUCGGAUUCAAAUGCAUUUCGCUGGGCUCAGAAGUGAAAGUGCAUUUUCACCUGGGAACGGCAGCCGGGGCGUUUUAUUCUGGACUCCUGGUCGGUCUAGGGCAGGUCCUGCUCGGAUUCUCCCUCCUCUGCUGCGAGGGGAAACCCGGGAGGCGGAAUUUCUUCCUGCUCGGAAUCUUAGUGUUCAUGUUGGGAAUUCUCACCGCUUUCUCGGGCGCCGUGGUGGAUGGAGACACCGUGUCGCUGGUAGAACGGAAGUAUUCACACUACUGCCUAGACUCUGUGGAUUUAGACCCCAUCUGCGAACGGCUGAAGCAUUAUCAGCGGAGUCUGAUCAUAUCUACAAUCCUCAACACUUUGGAAUGCCUAAUUGGGCUUAUUAACUUAGUGAUCAUCAAGAGGUAUAAAACGGCGCAGUUCUACCGGAGAAGACUGUCUCAGAGGCAAAGCGUUGGGGCUAUUCUUUUCAACGAGGAACAAGACUUUACCGCGUCGGAAUUCCAGCCGGUUUCUUACAUUAACUUGGGGGUAUUUCAUGUGUUCGACGAGGCCGGCGGGGAAGUACAAUGUGGGGGUCAUCCCUCGAUCGAACUACCGGGAUAUUCACCCACUGAUCCAGAACUAAACCAUUCAUACCCCUUUUCGUACCCUCUUCCAAAUGAGCUACCACCCGCGUACGAGGACAUUUUCCCCGGAGAAGCGAGCAACAAAUAGGUUCUCUGCCUCAAAAGUUGCGACCCGGGCUCUCAAAUCUGCAGUGACAAUCACGGGAUGUACUCUAAAUUUAGAAAUGUUUAGCGUUCAGUCAUAUUUGGACAAAUGUUUUCCAGUUCUUUCCCAUCUUCUAAGAACGACCGUUUUUACAGAGCCUAAAGCAACAGAAGGUACACACAUUUGUUUAUCUUUGACGGUAUAUAGGCUGGUCUCGGUUUUCGAAAACAUGCUUACAGAACAGUUUGCUGCCAUUGACCGAUCCUUAUGUAGAAAACGUAAGAUCUAAAAAGUAAAUAUGAAAGAUUAUUGUAUGUGCUGCGUUAGCGGUGGUAUACACGACACAUGCCAUACAUUUGUAAAUGCUGUUAUGUUAUUGAACCGUCACAUAUAUCCCUACAUAGCGCCUAUUGGUACAUCAGCACGUCACCUAAAUGGGAAAAAAACAUAAAUAACUCAUUACAAGUGAAACGACAAGAAAAAUAAUUAGUCUUUUAAAUUGUCACAGAAAGGACCUCAACGGUUAUAUUAUGAAUAUAGGAUCAUGGCGAUGCUACUAAAAUAUGUGCAUAACAAUGACAUUAAAAACAAAAACAACAACAGUAAUAAAUUCCAAAGACAUGUGAGGCAUCCUCGUGAUUUAAUUAAAUUUCCAGCUUGAAGUAAGGAAAUCUUUCAUUCACCAUAACGCAAAGCACAAAAUACAGCAUAUAUGAACGAAAAAAAAAAUCAACAUUUAUUGGAAUAUAAACAUUUCUCAUAUUUUAUGCGACCAGACAACCUCGUCCAUAUCAUAGCUCUUGCAUAAUUAUUUUUUUUAGAAUAUUUUAAAAAUGUUACCUUAUGAUUGCAGCUGUCAAGAAAUCUGCAUUAACCGUUUGCAAAGUCUGAAAACAUCAAACUCUUGAAACUGAUAAGUUAUGUCUUUCCGCCCUUCACAGGUGGUAUAAUUUCCUCGUAAAUUGUGUUUUCCUGUAUACAUACAAAGGUGUUGCUGUGAUAUUCAGAGACGAUCAUCAGGAAACAGUUAAAAGGGGUGGCGACAACAGUGCGACGAUUUGUGCGCUCUCAAAUGUAUAUAAGUACUAUUUUCAACUAUGUGCAACGGAAGCUAAAAUAAGGUUUACUGAGAAUAUAUGAAGUUUAACAUUUAUAAACGAAUGUAUUUGCACUUUACUUUUUAAAUUUCCUCUUUGUUUGCAAAGGUAGCAAAUGUAACAUAACUUUAAAUAAAAUGUGCCUGCACUCACCGAAUUGACGGCGAGCUACUUAGCCUACAUGCUGAAUAUGUAUCAUUAUUAUUACGGCCUUCGCGGUUUCCAUACGAUUGCUUUAACAGCGACAUGCAUAUAAUCAUGUUUUUUGUCAUUCUGGGCACACUUUGUCCGUUCAUAUAUACGAAUUAAAUAUUUUACUGAACGUGG